Molecule: messenger RNA, 3230 nt
Organism: Eptesicus fuscus (big brown bat)
Lineage: Eukaryota; Metazoa; Chordata; Mammalia; Chiroptera; Vespertilionidae
Gene: CLIC5
Product: chloride intracellular channel 5
Exons: 6
Coding region: 156-1382 (408 amino acids)
Source: RefSeq, a predicted model, not a curated record
UGAUUGUUAGAGACUUGUCAUUGAUAGUGGCUGCUAAUUUCUGUGUUUCAAAAGCCUGUUGACUCUUCUGCAAGGGAGUGCAGCAUCCUCCAUCCCUUUACCCACUUGGGUUCUACUCAGAUCUGCUUGCAAAAGGAUCCAUCAGAUACGUAAACAUGAAUGAUGAAGACUAUAGCACCACUUAUGACACAGUCCAGAAAGAGACGGUGUAUGAGGUUCCAGACCAGCCAGCAGAAAAUGAAGGUCCCUUUUAUCAUAACAUCCAUGAAGACUUGAGCUCAGAAAACAAUUUAUAUGCCACUGAGCUGGAAACCCAUGAAUAUGAAUCUGUAUCAUUUGAUGCUGUGGGAGGUGAGGAAAACAGCUUGGCUUUUUCCCAACCAGAAGAAGAAGGCUACCUCCAGCCUUAUGCGGUAUGUCCUGAGGCCCAGGAUCCUCAACCAGAUGAGCCCCGGGAGGACGAGAAUGUCUCAAUGGAAGAAUUAUACUCGCCAAUUCAGGACCAGGAGACGAGCCCAGAAGAGCCACAGGAGAACAGAAGCAUGAUGGAGGGGAGCCUGCCUUCUCCUUCAAGCUUCACCGUCCAGAACAGCAGUGAAUAUUCCCUCACCUGCUAUUCUGCUGCCAAUGAUUUGGAAGAAGACGAAUCAGCUUCCACGAACCCCGAGAUCACCCUCUUUGUGAAGGCUGGGAUCGAUGGGGAAAGCAUCGGCAACUGUCCCUUCUCUCAGCGCCUCUUUAUGAUCCUCUGGCUGAAAGGAGUCGUGUUCAAUGUCACCACUGUGGAUCUGAAAAGAAAGCCAGCCGACCUGCACAACCUUGCCCCUGGCACCCAUCCGCCCUUCCUGACCUUCAACGGGGACGUGAAGACGGACGUCAAUAAGAUCGAGGAGUUCCUGGAGGAGACUCUGACCCCUGACAAGUACCCCAGACUGGCUGCGAAGCAUCGGGAAUCCAACACAGCAGGCAUCGACAUCUUCUCCAAGUUCUCUGCCUACAUCAAAAACACCAAGCAGCAGAACAAUGCUGCCCUUGAGAGAGGCCUGAACAAGGCACUGAAGAAACUGGAUGACUACCUGAGCACCCCUCUGCCAGAGGAGAUCGACGCCAACACUUGUGGGGACGAUGACAAGGGGUCCCGGCGCAAGUUCCUGGAUGGGGAUGAGCUGACCCUGGCUGACUGCAAUCUGUUGCCCAAACUCCACGUGGUCAAGAUUGUGGCCAAGAAAUACCGCAACUACGACUUCCCGGCAGAGAUGACAGGCCUGUGGCGGUACCUCAAGAACGCCUACGCCCGGGACGAGUUCACCAACACCUGUGCCGCUGACUCAGAGAUCGAGCUGGCCUACGCCGACGUCGCCAAGCGCCUCAGCCGAUCCUGAGCACGGCCACCUCGGCCACCUCGCCCCAUCACUGCUGCAGAACUCAGCUUCUCCCAAAGGACUCCUCUUCACAGACCCCUCUCCACUUUGCCUCGGGACACGUCUUUAAUGGUCAGGCCACGCCUUGCUGGCAUCAUUCGAAUUCCAGCCUGCCAUCUUAGUGAAGGUCAGCGCCAACCCAUCUGAUCACACAGGACUCCGCAAGCAGAAAUGCUAGACCUAGUCAAGCUCUCAGCCUUUGGGUCCCGUCUGGGUUCAGCGUAUUUGGGGUCAGUGUUGCAGAACCCACAUACGGGAUUGUCACUGGCCCCUUCUGCCAAUAUCAAAAUAUCUCCUCAGAUGCAUUAGAAACUUGCAACGCCCUGUUCUCUUCCUUCCUCCUCUUUGUCCGUAACUCCGAGGCCAAGGACAAAUGCCAUCUUAGUUCUUAUUACAUACAGAUCCCCUGCUCUUAGGGGGUCGGAGAGAGUGAAUGGAGAGGGACCGAGCAGGCUGUGGAUUUUGACAUCUGGCAGACACACCUUGAGUCACUCACUACUUUCUGACACUCCUGGACACUGAAGGCCAGACUGGAAAGCCACGUCAGGCCCAGUCUCGGUUUGCUGCAGUGCUCUGAUGGUCACAGUGCCAUCGUGCACCUGGCUGACACUGACCUCCGUGUUUAUGCUGUCCACGCCUUGCCAGGAAAGGAAAUUGGCAUCAAUUCCAAACUGGGGGAUGGGGACGGGGACGGGGAGGAGAGGAGUGUUGAUGCCAAAAGGCCCUCGGGGGUCUACCAGCCAUGGGGUUUACCUGCUUAGGGGUAGUUGCUUCCUUGCAGGUUACAUGCCUGGGUUUGACUAUGUUUAUCUACAAGUGAAUUUUGGUCUGUGAGAAAGUAGAAGAGCGUGGGCGGUGGAGGGAUGGGUGAAGAUUAAAAAAAAUCCUUUAUGAUGCUCAAUGUUCCCUGGAAAUUUUGAAGACAGGUCUUCUCUCUCAUAAACUAAGUCUUGAACUGAUGUUGUCAUGUAACUACCAAUCUUAUAGCAAAAACCCAAGAAUUGGCCAAAAAUGACUUUGCAGGCUCUUCAGGUUGUUCCUGGAUUCGGAUCUGCCACCUGGGGGCUCACAGGCAGCCGCUCCUGGCUGAUCCAGCCUCAGCCUCCCCUGGGAGAGAGUCACAAUGAGGAGGUGGCAUGGUCAUGGAACCUUAGGAAGAAAGUCCAUGAGCUUUUCUGACUGGGAAACCAUGCGGUUUGAACUUUAAAAAAACAGGUAUGCCCAUCUGGGUUAAUGUUCCUACCACCUGACUCAACAAUCAGAUGAACAAAAGGAAACUAUUUUUUAGAUAAUAUUGCUCUCCUAAGUCGUUCUUCUUGAGUUUCGCCUCCUUAAAAUCUUACCCUGCUUGAGUAUGGUGACCAGUGCAGAGGAAACUAAGAGAAAUGAACUUAUCAUCAGCUCCCUCUCCCAUGAACGCCCUGUGUGAGGAAAUCCACUGCCACAGACCCUCACCUUCAACAAUCCUCCCUUCUGUGUUGCCUGCCGGUGGAGAGUGAGGUCCCCAAAUGCCGGAAAGCCCCAGGACUUGACUCAUUGCUCAGGGAGGGCAGGACAGCAUGGGUCCUCGCCAUACAAACAUCAACAAAUUCCAGCCCAAGCAAUCCCCAGAACUAGCUGUCUCCAGGGAUCUCAGGAGAAAAAGGGAACCCCUUGAUCAGAGCAGAGGGGAGAAAACAGGGGGUCUCCUUCAGCCCACUGAGGAAGAGGAAAUUGCUCAGUAGGACAUUUUAUAUGCCUGAGAGUUUUGAAAAAGCAGAAUGAGUUGAUUCAUUUCCACCUCUAAAGGAUCCUUUCCACAAUUCCCUG